CCAUUGUCACUAUAGCACAGGUUCUAUUCCAACCCCAAGUACUAUGGGUGAGAACGAUAAGAACACCAUUGCCGCCGACAACGCGACUACUGCGACUGGCGUCCCAGUUGCGCAACAGCAGCCUCAGCAGCAACCUCAAAACGGAAACUUGCAAAUGAGCGCUCAGAUGCAGAUGAACAUGCAGCAGGGUAACCCGCAGCAGCAGCAGGGGCAGCAGAUGCAGCAGCCAAUUAUGAUGCCCAACAACGGCCAGCAGCCGAUGAUGAUGGGCACGGCUCCGCAGCAGCUGCAAAUUCCUAUGGGCGGCCAGAUGCAGCAGGGCUCUGACCCCAAGAACCCCAACGGUGGCCUGCCACAGCAGAUGUCGCCCAUGGCUGGCAGCCAGCCCUCGCAGAUGUCGCAGCAGAACGGCAUGAUGCCCCAGAACUCUCAGGGCAUGAUGAUGUCGCCCAACGGCCAGCAGGGCAUGAUGAUGUCGGGCCAGAGCAACGGCAUGAUGAUGUCGCCUAUGUAUGCUGGGCCCCAGCAGGGCAUGAUGAUGAGCGGCCCCUCCAACGGGAUGAUGAUGAUGCCCAACGGGAUGAUGAUGGCUCCCAACGGCCAGCAGGGCAUGAUGAUGAAUGGCCAGCCGGGCAUGAUGAUGAACGGCCAGCAGGGCAUGAUGAUGAUGCCCAACGGCAUGAUGAUGCCCAUGCAGCAGCCCAUGAUCAUGCAGGCGGCGCCGCAGGCGGCCCCGGCCGCUGCGGCCAGCGCCGCGCCCGUGAUUAACAUCACCAGCACCAACACCAACACCAACACCAACCAGAACGCCAACGCCAACGCGGGCUACGGCAGCGGCUCUUGCAGCUGCGGCGGCGAUCUGGGCCCCGCGCACUGGACUGUCAUUGCCUGGCUCUUCUGCAUCUGCUGCUGCCCCUUCAACUUCUGUUACCCCUACUGCCAGCCAACCAAGCGUACGUGCAUGAAGUGCGGCCGGCUGUACUACCGCGACGGCUGAGCUGUCAACGGCUGGCUAGGCUGGCAACAAGAGCAAAGCUGCAUGGAAGAGACAUGCAAGUGGCUUCUCGCACCUGAUGGAUCAUGGGUGUGCGGAGACAUGUAGACAAUGGGUCUGGUAUGAAUGGUGGGUUUUGCCUGCGCUGCCAUGUGCGUCCAAUUUAACUUUCAAUGUGGUGCGUGUGGGUUGCUUGUGUACCACCGGCUUACUAUGAAGCUGGCCGUACCGCCGCGUAUAGAAACGCGGCCCAUGUUGGUUUUGCUGGAGUGACCGUUUGCUGGUUGAAUUCGGGACAUGGCCUUUGUGAUUGCAAUGAUGGCACGUUUGCCACUCGAAACAGAGAAGCUAGGAACUCACGCUUCAUAUGAAAUGCACGUAUUAGCA
Molecule: messenger RNA, 1381 nt
Organism: Chlamydomonas reinhardtii
Lineage: Eukaryota; Viridiplantae; Chlorophyta; Chlorophyceae; Chlamydomonadales; Chlamydomonadaceae
Exons: 3
Coding region: 155-997 (280 amino acids)
Source: RefSeq, a predicted model, not a curated record